GAAAAUCAAAGGGGAUAUAUUUAUUAAAAAACGCUAUAAAGCCACGGUUUAUGAAACGAAGACGAUUGGUUCGCUGCUUUUGUCGUUGACGACGAGGAGCAUGGGUGAAUGAGAGAAUUGGAUUGAGAGCUUUUUUUCCAUGGAUGAACCUCGUAAGCAUCAGGUGUCGUUGAGAGGAGCCAGUGCGAAAGAGAUAACGAGGGAUGCACUUCUUGAGAAAGUUUCCCAGGAAAGAGAACUUCGAAACUAUGCCAGACGAGCUUCUGCUGCUGCUAUCUUCAUCCAGAGAAUAUGGAGGCGAUACAAGGUUUCAAAGGUGGUGGCUUUGCGGCUUCAAGAAGAAUGGGAGAACUUUGUGAACCAUCAUGCUGGUUUAUUGUCAGGAACCCAGAUUAGCAUCAGCAUUUUGAGGCCUUUUCUUUUCUUUAUUACAUGCUUAUCUACUCGGCAGAAGAAAAUCCGUAACAGAGAUGUAAAUUGUAUGGAGAGGUGCUUUAAAAUUCUAUUGGAAAGUGUGAACUCUGUUGAUUCAAGGAAGAACUAUUGCUCUUUGGCAACUGGUACACCUGAAGAGAGAAGAAUCUGGAAUUAUCAGUCUAAGAAGUUGAUUUCUCUGUGCCUGGUCAUUCUAGCAGAGUUUGACAAAUCCUCUGCUGGGGGUCAAAACAUUGUUGUUGUCACCUCUUUAGCAAUGCGCCUUGUUGUUCAUUUGACUGAUCUCAAAGGUUGGAAAAACAUUACCGACAGUAACCAUCAGAUGGCUGAUACAGCAGUGAAGGAUUUGGUACGGUUUAUGGGAAUUGAUGAUAGUGGUCUCUAUGUAUCUAUUAGAAGUUACAUUAACACAUUGGAUUUUCCUUUUCCUUCUCAAAUCAAAAAUAAAGUUCUAACAGAUGACAAAUUUUUGGUUACUGCAAGCACAAUAACUUUAGCACUUCGACCAUUUCACAUGACAAACUCUAAAGUAAAUGCCCCUGGCCUGUUGGAUGUGCAUUAUGUUGCUGAGAAGUACUGUGUGUUUCUACUUACAAUUCCUUGGCUUGUGCAACGUCUGCCAGCUGUUCUUGUAUCUGCUAUGAAGCACAAGACUAUCAUGUUGCCUUGUUUACACACUCUACUGAUUUUGAAGGAGAAAAUAUUAAAUGAGAUGUCUGAGAUAAAUCAGUCAAAAAUUGCAUUUUGUCCUAAGGUGAUUCCACCAGUAGGUUGGGCUCUUGCAAACAUUAUAGGCCUUGCAACAGGAGGAGAGAAUGAUUAUACAGAUUCUGGAAGGUUCAGUCAAGGUCUUGAUUGUGUAUCAUAUGUCCGUGUUGUUAUCAAUCUCGCAGAAAACUUACUGGCUGGAUUUGAACAUUUUGGGUGUAUCAGAAUUGAGAACCACGAAGUCCAAAGUGAUGUUGAAACUUUUUCUCAGCCCAGUGAUGCAAGAUUUUGUGAUAGUGAUGCAUCUCAUGGUUCCUUUAAGAUGUCAUACUUGGACAGCUUUAAGCCUAUCUGUCAGCAGUGGCAUCUUACUGAUCUUUUGGCAAUAAUAAACAAAGAGUUUUGUGUUCAGGGGUCUGACACUCUGACACAAAUGGAAGAGAAGUACUUAGGGAAGUUGGAACUGAUAGAUAUUGCAUAUCUUUAUUCUUACAUUCUUAGAAUAUUUACAUUCUUGAACCCAACAAUUGGAUCUUUGCCUGUCCUUAACAUGCUCUCUUUUACUCCUGGAUUUCUUGUCAAUCUAUGGGAAGAACUGGAAAGUUUCUUGUUUCUGGGAGACAGUCAAACUGCUGAAGAUCAUUCUCUUUGCACUAAUAAAAUCUCACGGAACAAAAACAAUUCAAUUUUUCAGAAAAAGCAAAAUCAAGGCAAUAAGGAUGGAACUAAUAAAUGGGUCAGUGUGCUACAUAAAUUUACUGGUAAAUCGCAGUCAAGUUCUGAUUGUACAAAUUUGGUUGAUAAGCAAGAAAAACCGAGCCAAGUUGAUGAGGAAUCUUCUGAUAUAUGGGAUAUAGAACCCUUAAGGAAUGGUCCACAAUGUAUUUCAAAAGAUAUGUCAUGUCUGCUUCAUCUUUUCUGUGCCACCUAUUCACACAUGUUGUUAAUUCUUGAUGAUAUAGAGUUCUAUGAAAAACAGGUUCCAUUCAAGAUAGAGCAGCAACGUAGAAUUGCAUCUGCACUUAAUACCUUUGUUUAUAAUGGGUUGACCCGUGGUAUUGGACAACAAAAUAGACUCGUUAUGGAUUCUGCCAUCAGAUGUUUGCAUUUAAUGUAUGAAAGGGAUUGUAGGCACAAAUUCUGCCCCCCUGUUUUGUGGCUUUCACCUGCUAGAAAGAGUCGGCUGCCAAUUGCAGUAGCUGCUAGAACUCAUGAAGCUUUGUCAGCUAAUGUUAGACCUGAUGAUCCUUCCACUGUUCCAAGCAUGGGUUCUGUUAUAACUACUACUCCACACGUGUUUCCAUUUGAUGAAAGAGUUGAGAUGUUUAGAGAGUUUAUCAAGAUGGACAAAGCCACCCGGAAAAUGGCUGGUGAAGUUGCUGAACCCGGUUCACGAUCAGUUUCAAUAGUAGUUCGUCGAGGUCAUAUUGUUGAAGAUGGAUUUAGACAAUUAAAUGGCCUUGGAUCAAAGCUAAAAUCACCCAUACAGGUUUCAUUCGUCAGUGAAUGUGGUCUUCCAGAGGCUGGCCUGGAUUAUGGUGGAUUAUCAAAAGAAUUUUUAACUGAUAUUUCAAAAGCAGCCUUUUCCCCUGAGUAUGGGCUAUUCUCCCAAACAUCGACUUCAGACAGACUCCUAAUUCCUAAUGCAUCUGCAAGAUAUCUCGAGAAUGGCAUACAGAUGAUUGAGUUCUUAGGAAGAGUUGUUGGAAAAGCUCUUUAUGAAGGAAUACUGCUAGAUUACUCUUUUUCACAUGUAUUUGUACAAAAACUGCUAGGUCGAUAUAGCUAUCUUGAUGAACUUUCAACACUUGAUCCAGAGCUUUAUAGGAAUCUCAUGUAUGUCAAGCAUUAUGAUGGUGAGGUCAAGGAUCUCUUCCUUGAUUUCACAGUAACUGAAGAAUCUUUUGGUAAACGACAAGUUAUCGAGCUCAAAGCUGGUGGCAAGGAUGUUUCUGUGACAAAUGAGAACAAGAUGCAGUACAUUCAUGCAAUGGCAGAUUAUAAACUUAAUCGGCAGAUACUGGUAUAUUCAAAUGCUUUUUAUAGAGGAUUAACUGAUCUCAUAUCACCAUCCUGGCUGAAAUUAUUUAAUGCAAGUGAAUUCAAUCAGUUGCUUUCAGGUGGAGACUAUGACAUUGAUGUUGAUGAUUUAAGAAAAAACACACGCUACACUGGUGGUUACUCUGAGGGAAGUCGGACUAUCAAAAUCUUUUGGGAGGUAAUUAAAGGUUUUGAACCAAAAGAACGUUGCAUGCUUCUGAAGUUCGUGACAAGUUGUUCUCGACCUCCAUUACUUGGAUUCAAACACUUGCAGCCUUCCUUUACUAUCCAUAAGGUUGCAUGCAAUGUACCUCUUUGGGCAACAAUUGGAGGACAGGAUGUUGAACGGCUUCCAUCAGCCUCAACUUGCUAUAAUACUCUCAAGCUUCCGACAUACAAACGUCCUAGCACUUUGAGAGAGAAACUUCUAUAUGCAAUUAGUUCCAAUGCAGGAUUUGAACUCUCUUAGAUAUCACUUCAGAGAAGGUGUAUUACCAUUAUCAUCGGGCCUUGAGAUCAUAUCCAAAAGAGGGUGGUAAAUAUCAAAGACCACAAGCUUGAGACCUGGAAGGUUCCGCAAAGUUUGAGAUGUGCUGUUUAGUUUAUCGUUGAAGGAAAC
Molecule: messenger RNA, 3802 nt
Organism: Ziziphus jujuba (common jujube)
Lineage: Eukaryota; Viridiplantae; Streptophyta; Magnoliopsida; Rosales; Rhamnaceae
Product: E3 ubiquitin-protein ligase UPL7
Exons: 15
Coding region: 140-3652 (1170 amino acids)
Biological process (GO): protein polyubiquitination; ubiquitin-dependent protein catabolic process
Molecular function (GO): ubiquitin protein ligase activity
Source: RefSeq, a predicted model, not a curated record